Messenger RNA from Ectocarpus sp. CCAP 1310/34, 5079 nucleotides. NCBI's taxonomy places the organism in Eukaryota, Phaeophyceae, Ectocarpales, Ectocarpaceae. The record is from the annotation of a GenBank genome assembly.
AUGGCGAAAAGGACGGGCGAGCCGACCGUGGAUCACGCGGCCCCUCAAAAGCAUCCAUCAAUGGACUCGACUGAGUCGUGCUUUGUAGAUGCCAUGUGGCGAUUUCACACGGACGCACAGCAGUACACUACAUAUCCCAACUUUCGCAUGCUUUGCAGGCGAUGGGUCGACGAAGGAAAACCGGUGGACGCGAGAGACAACACGCAAAAGACCCCCCUCCACCAUGCCGCCCAGUGGGGGCAGGAGGAAGCGCUAGACUUCCUCAUAGAAUGCGGCGCAGACGUCAAUGCCGCCGACUUCAUCUCGGACACUCCGCUGCACUUGGCGUGCUACUUCGGCCACGCGAACUGCGUGCGUAUCUUGAUCAUGGUGGGCGCGAACAUCGCCGCCAACGAUUGUUACGGCAACACGCCAUCUCAGAUUUUCGACGACCAAGUGACGGAGCCGGUGUUGGACGAGGGGAUAAGGCUCCUUCACGACAAAGGUGCCACAACUUUUGACAUUGAUUGCUUGAUGCAGAUCCGCUUCAUUGUGCGAGAGGUGAUGAAAGGCCCGCCGUUGCUGCCGGAGCCUGGUCCAGACUUGGCUCGCCCGUCCUCAGAUGCCAAGCAACACCCGGUUGGCAAUCAUCGUCGCCAAAGCAGCUGCUCAACCGCGGCUGCAUCGCGCCCAUCUCAAGCGCGAAAAGAUAGCGGCACUGGUCAGCGGCCAGUCGAAGGCGGAAGAUUUUUUUCGGAACACGGAGCUACCGUGGAAGGGGCGACCCCACGAGUGAAAGCAGUGCCCUACACCCCGGGCGGGGGGAUACCGCCAAGCGCAUCGUCUACUGCGCUUAAGGCAGGGUUUGGGUUGGACAGAAAGAGUGACGUGAAAAGCAGUCCUGUAGGAAACGGUCAGGGUGCGAGCAGCACGCCGUUGUUAGGGUGUUCAGGUGUGGAGCAGCUGGAGCAGCAAAAAGGAAGGGUUGGAGGAGAUGACAGGGCGGGGGAACCAAGGGGUGAUGGGCAAAAAGCGGGCGUCAUCGCCGUGGAGGGGGCAGCGGUGCCUUCGCCGCUAGAUGGGCCUUCGCGGCCCGGAGGCCUUGCGCCACGCCCAAGGCUUAAGCUUCCUUGGGAAGACGAAGCGAGCCCCGAGCCAGCGAGAACAGAGGGGAGCGAAAGAUCUCCAGAGGGAGCCGCUGCGGACGCUUUUGGCGAUGAGAAUGCCAGCGCGCGAAUGGAAGGAAAAAAGGAUACAGCGGCGACGGGGCUGACUUACCCAGGACCCCGCCCCCUGUCGGCCCCUUCGAUGCGCCCCAUGAUUAGCGCAAGCAGGCUUAACGCUACGAUUCCGAUUCUCUCCGGGAGAAGCUACCAGGGGCAAAACGUCGUCGGGGGCAAGGGCGAAGGCGGGGGCGGCACUCUUGGUGCGAGCGGGAACUUGGGUCGCACGGGGGCUACUACCUUGGCGGGAAGGCUGGUGACGUACGCGACGAGACCCGGCGGGUCUUUGGACAUUUUCGCAGCUGCGAGAGACGGCCAGGUUAGCGUCUUGAAGCAAGCGCUGACGGAUGGCGAGGAGGUGGACGCCCAGGACGAGAACGGCCUGACCGCGCUCAUGUGGGCGGCUCGGGCCGGAAGACUCUCCACCGCCAAGUACCUCGUGUCUCAGGGGGCAAGCCUCACGCGGAGGGACGACGCCACGGGGUUUUCGCCUUUGCACUUCGCGGCGUACUACUGCAGGCAUGGUUCGAGCCACACGAUUCACGUGGAGAUUUUGCGGAGUCACGGAACAUCAGGAUUGCCUCUCGCAGCGGCGGUAUCCUACCUGAGCCAAGGCUCGACCGAAGAAGACGAGCGACCGUCGAAACACGGCAGCAACCACUUGAGCAGUGUCUCCCGCUCUCGCUCGCGGAGCCGCCCCGAUCCCUCGACGAGCAGCCGCCGAGCCUCGGCGGACAUAGCGCGUAGGGCCUACGCAACGAUGCAAACGAUGCACAGCGGGGUCGACGAUGGAUCGGUGGACAGGGAAAGGGGCAAAUUGGAGGUCUCGAGGGGCGGUGGUGCCGGGGACAGCAAUCCCGCUGGGGGCGUCCGCUACUACCUGAGGAGAGGGUCGCUCCAACAAGCAGUCGACAAGACUCGAAAGAUGAUGAGCAACAGACAAGAAGGUACCGCCGGCGACAGCAACGACAUUCGCUCCAAGAGGGCGAGCACCUCGAACCGCAGCCGCUCUUCCUCGCGACCGGUGUCGGGCGGUGGGGGGAGCGGGAGACAGAGCGGCGUCAGCUUCUACCUCCGCAGAGCAUCUCUGCAGGACGUACCGUUUCUCGAUGGAUUUCUCUCCGGCAAGAACCAAGAUAGUGGCGCGGCGGCGGCGGCAGCGGGUGCGGAUUCGGCACAGAGGAAAGGGUCGAGCAGCUUCCGGUCAAGCCACGACGCCGGAACCGACAACGGGGCCGGCAACGGCGAUGAUAAGUCCUCGACCACCGUCGAGGGUGCUGCUGCCACCGCCGCCGCCGCAGCCGCUGCUGGGGUCAUCGCUGCUGGUGCCGCUACCAAGGCCGCGUGUUCAGGGGGAAGCAGCGAACGCGAGAAUGUCGACGACGAAAUGGAAGUCGGCGGGGGCAGGGGUUUUCGAAGAAAUCGGGGUAGCGUGAGCAGUGGCAGCGAACCAGACCGAAGAGAACGAGGCGGAGGAGGAGGAGGAGGAGGGGAGGGGGAGCAGAAACAAGGAGUGAGGAGACUAUCAGCAAGGAUUAUCGAGGGUAUCCAGGGUGGGGCGAAGGAACUUGCUGGUCAACUCAAGGGCGAUCGUGUUCCGAGCGGCGAUGGUGGCUCGGUCUACAAGGACCCGGACGUCGAGUCGGGCACAAGGGCGCUACAACCGCACGACCCCAGAGGUGAAAUUGAGCCACCCGUGUCCCUCUCUGGUGUGGAGCAGCGAGAGGAAUCUCGGCCAAAGUCGCAACAACAGUCGCCAGAACCGCGAGAGCUACAGCAACGACACCAGAAACGAGAGAGCGCUACCGGCGCUCCUAAAAAAAGCAACCAACGAGCGAGAAUAUACCCGGACGGCAUUCAGGUCGAGGACGAAGGCGGUGGCGGCGGUGGCGGCGCCAGCUUGAGUUUAAAUCAUCCUCAUGGUGGGGGCGAGGGCAGUAUACCCACUAUUCAACAAGAACCGGACGCUGAAGAAAUUGCCCCCCAAGCGGAAGAGCAUAACCGCGAAGGAUCCGGGGACAGUCUUGCUGAUGUCGCCACCUCCCGGAGAAAGCAGCAGCAGCUCAACCGGGACCCGUUGACAUAUUCGCUCGACAACGAACCAAGCCACCCCCAAGAGGAGACGUCCCAAGGAGGACAGACCGGCGUCGUCGUCUGUAUGCAUGACACCUCCACGCCGCCUCCCAGGGGGCAAGAAGGUGCCCGAGAGAAUGCCCGAAGGAAACAAGAAGCGUUUCCCGCUGGUGCGCAAUCGGAAGCUACGCCCACCAUCCUCGAGCCCGAGAGAGCGGAUGAGGCAAAGGCGAACGCGAAGGCCCGAUCGGUGGCGGAGAGUCCCGUGGCGGUAAGCCCUGCCAGAAACCCCUCGGCCGCGGGCCCAACGAAGAAGACGACGGCCUCGGUUGGCCGUGGCGAAGACCGCUUCGUUUCUCAGGAACGAAAGGAGACGACGGGGGGAGCACCCGCUACCGUUGUCUUGCCCCCGGCUCCGUCCCCAGGAGACGGAGAAGAAGCAGGGGCAGGCAGCGGGGUCGAUUCUCUUGAGCCAAAGAUCUACAGCGAAGACGAAUGCAUCGGCAAGAAGCACGGGAAAAGCUACCGGAAGAGCGGCGGCAGGCGAAAGCACCACCACCGCAAGCACAGGCGCCACAAUCGACACAGAGACACUAGCUACGACGAGGAGGGGGGUGACGGAAGAAGGAGAGGUCGCCGCAGCAGCAGAGACUGCCUCUUGCGAGGGCCUACCCUCUCGACUACCUCCUCCUUGGCGCCCCUCAAGCGGGUCCCCCCUGCUUCGUUAUCGCCGGGGAAGAGUGCCGUUGGCGACGGCGCUGGGGCGCCGUCAGUGCCGUCUGUGGGGUUCGGCGGUGGGGGCGGUGAUCUCAGCGGCGACGGCGGUGGGUAGAAGAAGGCAUCAUUUCAUCGUUACACUCACGCUGUAUAGCGAUGGCAACAACCUUGGCGCCGUCUUUUUGGUCGCUUUCCCGAUGGAACGUGUUACUACACGGCGUGGACAAAGAGGUUUUUCGUCCACGUGUUUGGGUGCAGGUGUUGUUGCUGCACGGUACGCAUACCCUGGAGCACCUUGGAUUGUGAUCGCAUGCGUUAAAGAGCGGAAGUCGGUGUUUAGAUCUCCGACAUGUUUGAGGAGAUUUUCAGGAGCCAAGGGAAUCUAGGCAGCGUGUCGACGGGAUUGUCCAGGAUGAAAACACGGAGGGUGGGAACCGAAGCAUUGUUGGCUUCGCCGGGACCGGCAUGUUCUUGGUACGGCAGCCGUCGCCACGUUAUUGGCUGCAAACCGUGCCGACGUCGGGAAUUGUUCAGUGAUGCAGCAGGACGUUCUUUACCAUUGAACAACCUCCCCGAAACGAGUCUGCGGCAGUAACCGAAGACAGCAGUAGAGGAUUUGUCCUCACCGCCGUGGUAAAGGGUAGGGAAGAAAUGUAUGCCUGAUGGCAGGCAACUCUUGUUCAAGGGUCGGCACGGCCGCCACGUAGUGCGAAAACCCACAUGUGUCAUGGUCGGCACUCAGUCCGUGGGAGCCAAAAUGGUUAAGAGGGAAACAUUUGGCUCUAGAAUGUACACAGAAUACCUUGAUGCGUAAAUGCCUGCUCGCACCUCCACGUCUAGGGGCGGCCUAGGUCGAAUCGGCGGUAUAGCCGACGAUGAACACUCCCCGACGUCCUACAUGUGUGCGGAGAGCUUGGAUACCCCAGGGUGGUAGACUCCAAUAGUUUGUACACGAUAUUUAGAUUAUUACUCAUCCCCAAGCCUGACAUGUGGGUGUUCUGCUUUAGGUUUAAGUGUUGUUGCCCCGCGUUGUUUUUUCAAGCCUCUCCGUUAAUUUUUUGUAGAGAGCAUGUUACAUUGUUGCGAG